Bemisia tabaci is the source of this 770-nucleotide messenger RNA. The record is from RefSeq and is a predicted model, not a curated record. NCBI's taxonomy places the organism in Eukaryota, Metazoa, Arthropoda, Insecta, Hemiptera, Aleyrodidae.
CAGUCAAAUUUUGCUGCUACUAGACGGGAUAUGCUGGUGUCCUCCCAGAACAGUGAGAGUGCCACGCGGAUUUACAAGGGUCGCGAACAAAAGGUUGAGGGUCACGCAGGUUCAUGAAUUUAAAGUAAUCGGGAUCUUGGAACACGAUGUAGGAGACGUUUUCAUGAUGGAGGGAAUCGGCAGAGUAUUCUUUAUAGAGAAGAACGUAGCUGCAUACGUCCGCAAGCGUGGGAAAUCCGAUAAAUUCACUACCGUUGACAAAAUUAACGUAUCUGCACGUCCUUCAUACCAUUGGUGGAGAGCACAAGUCAUAAAAUUUGAGUAUACGCUUCCCCCGGACCACACUGCGGCGAUCCUAAGAAGACUCUUGGGCAGGAAACUCCCUUACGCGUAUUCCAGUUGUAACGAGGAGCACUACAUGGACUACUUCCUCAGCGGGGAGCCUAGGCAGGGACGCAUAUUGGCCUAUCCUCUGUGCCUGCAGCGACGCUCAUUGUCGUCUGUCCUGUAUGAAGAAAUCGUGAGUUCAGACUUUUACCUCCAAGACAUGCGCAACAAAAAGGUGAAGGUCAUAGAUAUCGAUUUCGAAACUGAUUCCAAGGAAUCCGUAAAUGUUGAUUCCUCCGAAUGAUCCUCUGUUUUGAGAAGGAGGAGAAAAAACUUUUGAACUAUUUCUGGACAUUUUUAACUUAAAAACUGACCAGUUCCAAUUUUCUUUUUUUAGAUUUUAGCGGCUCUGGUGCUUGCACUAGAGCUGCUAUUCCGGACGG